Stomoxys calcitrans (stable fly) is the source of this 5076-nucleotide messenger RNA. RefSeq lists its product as uncharacterized. NCBI's taxonomy places the organism in Eukaryota, Metazoa, Arthropoda, Insecta, Diptera, Muscidae. The record is from RefSeq and is a predicted model, not a curated record. Bases 236 to 4753 code for a protein of 1505 amino acids. The transcript has 12 exons.
AGUGCAAAACGAGGCUUCGCUACGCUCGCAAGGCACGCAAAAAAAACAACGCUUCCCGGUUCCAUGUAAUAAUAAAAAAAUCAUACAUACGCGUUUUUUUUUGGCUUGUUGAGUCCGUGGCGUUAUAACGAUUUCGAAAUCUUAAUAUCGAGGCAAUAAAGUUACCAAUGAUAAAAACAACUAAAAAUUUGUGAAAUAUACAAAUCAAAAUAUUUAGACAAAUAUCCAAUUGAAAAUGAUACGCUGGAAAUUAAUGGAUUGUUGCACAAUUCUAUGGCAUGUGAUUUGCAUAGCAGUUUUAAUGCCGACCAUCAACUGCUUAACCGUGGAUAAUCAAUUGGUCUCGGCCAGGAAUGACUGCUUUGAACGCAUUGCUUUGGAGGCAAUGAUGCCAUUCGAGAAAACUUUUCGCACGGAAGACACCAACUCGCUGAGGAGCUGCAAAGAAAAGUGUCUGGCAGAGGGCGAUAAGUGUCAGUCGAUUUCAUUUGGAGUGCAUCGACGCGGAAAUGGCACCUGCCAAUUAUCCAAAGAGAAAUACAGCACCUCAGGCGGACGGCCAAAUGGUGUUAUCUUUGAUCCAGACUUUGAUUUAUAUUCAAGAAAGACGAAUUGUUUUGAUUUGGAUGAGCCUGAAGAGAGUGGAGGUGAAACGAAAAAUUAUGGCACCAGUUUGGCACCUACCACACCAGUGUUUUUGCCCACAAGACCUUCGCCGGGAACUCCGGUGUUGGUGGUGGAUCCCACACCUACAGUGAUUACAACAGUGCAGGAUGAUGGAGGGCGAUAUCCUACUCCCACCACGGGUUACAGUGAGACCACCUUAUAUAAUCCAGGUCCUGCAUCCACUCUGGAACCCUCAACUCCCACCACAGCUGCAGGUCCAGGGGGAGAUCGUUUGUAUUUCUCCCAGGACAUAUAUCCUCUGUUUAAAUAUCCCACUCUGUAUGAUCCUAAUUACCCAUCACCCAACCAGGAUGUUUACAUACCAGGUGGUUAUGCCUCCAAUGCACCCGAGGUGGCUGAUAGGCCAACAUCUUAUGACAGCACCAGACCACGACCGCCUCCGCCACAAAAUUCCAAUGGACCUCCAAAGCCCAUUUUUGGCCUGGGUUAUGGCAAUGGUUAUAGUUAUGGUACUCCUGAGUCUUAUAAUCCUUCAACAAUGCGUCCCGAAGAUUCGGGAUAUUCGCCUAAUGCCCCAAGGCCCAAUCCAAAUAGAGAUUCCUUACGACCUGGCCCAGGUUAUGAUAAUUCCCAUAGGGACCCCAUGCGUCUGCCUGGCUAUGAUAAUACUACGCCCCCAUAUUAUUCUAGGCCAGGAAGUGGUCAAGAUUCCUCAUAUGGUUCUAGGCCGGCAAAUGAUCGCAAUUCAUCUCCCUAUGGACCUAGGCCCAAUGACCCUAAUGGACCGUAUGGGUCUAGGCCUGGAGGUAAUGGUCCCAGGCCAGAUAACGAUCGUGGCUCACAGCCUCCUUAUGGUCCAAGACCAGAGAAUGAUCGCGGCACCGCUCUGCCCUAUGGUUCAGCUAGGCCAGAUGGUCGUCCUCCACCGCCUUACAACUCUAGACCUGAAAAUGAUCGCAAUCCCUCACCGCCCUACAGCACAAGACCUGAAAAUGAUGGCACCUCGCCACCUUAUGGCGGCAGACCUUCUUCCCAAAGGCCUGGCGACUUUGUGGACUAUACCAAUCGGCCAGAUGCCCCUGCCGAUGGCUCUUCUACCAGGCCUCCCUCGGGUCCUCCCUAUGGCCCAAAUGCAGGCAAUUCAUAUGAUACAAAUUAUGUGCGCCGUAAUGGUACAGCGCCCGGACGUCCUGGAGGUUAUCAGGAUGAUAAGAAGAUCAAUACCUAUUUUAACCCAGAUGAUUACCUGCCGGGUAACAAGAAACGCCCAGGUUCCUUUGAAGAUGAUGAUCGUUUGGAUGGAAAUCGAAUACCCAUGAAAGCUUGCUUCCGACGGGUGCUGGCCGGCAAAAGGGUGGCCCCUCAUUGGGUGCGACGGACCAUAGCAUGCGAACGUGUGGAGGAGUGUAUGCGAGAAUGUGGCCGUGAAAAACGUUUCACCUGUGAGGGCUUCAAUUAUCGCCUGGAUCCCUCGGGCCAUGGCCAAGGCGAUUGCGAGUUGAUUGAGAUUCCUUUGGCCCAGAUUGAUUUGUACUCGAGUGCGAAUAGGAGAGACUCAAAUCUACUGAGACAUCCCGACUAUGAUUACUAUGAGCGAGAUCGCAAUGCUCCGCCCAGCUGUCGUUACAAUGUUUGCCGUGAUUGUGGCAGUAAAUUGCCACCUCCACACUAUAAUAAGCCCAGUGGACAAUGGAGUGAUAAACCUCCCUACAGAGAUGAUCAUUAUCUGCCUUCACCGCCCAGUGGAGGAGGAGGAGGAGGUGGCAGCAGUGGAUAUUACAGUAGACCACCCAGUAGUUCUUCGUUAGAGCAUUAUGGACCCUCAGGUCCCUCGGCUCCUUCAUAUGAAUCCCAUGGGCGUCCCCCUCCGCCACAUCCACCGCCCUACUCCUAUGAACAUCAUAGUGGCUCACAUGAGUUCUCCUCCCAUAGUUCGGGUUAUUAUGAGCAUUCUUCGCAUAGCGGUUAUGGAAGCAGCGGUAGUUCAGGCCCAGGACCCAUAGAUCGCUAUGACAUACCACAUGGUGAUAGAGAUCGGGAUCGAGAUCGAGAUCGUUAUAGACCUGGAGGUCACUAUCCCUCCAAAUGGGAGCCGGUACCCAGCAGUGGCGGCUAUGAUGGCGGUUCAAAGCACUCACAGGAACGUUAUCGACCACCUUAUCGUCCAGGCCCGGAGUAUACACCCUAUCGUCCCUCUGGUCCAGAAUCGUAUCACCCUGGGCCACCUCCACCGCCCCCGCCGCCCUCUUCACACAAUUACCUGGAUCGUGACAGGCCUGCGGGGUCUUCGUAUAAGAAGGGAAGCGGAAAAUAUAUUCCCUAUCUCAUAGGCACAGAUAAUGAAUGGGGUUCGUAUGGUGGUAGUUAUGGAGGUUAUCGCAAUAAACAGACUGCCUAUUGGGGCCUUACAGAUCAUCGUACCAAGCCCAAGGAUCCAGUGGAUUUCAAUUAUUUCGAUUUGGGCCCCCCACCAAGGAAGGGAGAGCCGCCCCAUGAAAGCAACUCGGUUCUAAGUUAUCCAGGCUCAAGCUAUGGAGGCUAUGACAAGCAUGAUGGAUUCAACGAUCGUUUUGAUUAUCGUCAUCAGUGGACUCGACGACCAGGACCAGAUGAAUGUUCGGCUAAGACAUCCGAAGGCUUUCGUCUACACAAAAAAAUUGUCAAGCAUGUAUAUUCGGCGCCCUCUCUAACGGAAUGUGAACGCCUGUGUUCGGGUCAAGAUGGUUUUAUAUGUCACACCUAUUCAUAUCGUUACUCCUCGGGCAGCCGUGACAAUUGCAUGCUUUGCGAUAGACCCAUUAAUCGUUUGGACUAUUAUGUGGAUAUCGAACCAGAUCGAGAUUUUGACAUUUACUCCAUGGCCGAUGAUGUGAAUGUCUGCCGAAAACAUUCACGUAGUGAUGGUCCAAGAGGAGGUUCGGGUACAACUGCGUUAUCCGAUCCAAGGAAUGCUCAAUGUUUCUUCCGUGCCAUUGAUGCCACCCGAUUUUUCAAGUCCAUUGUUCGCGACUCACUAACUGUACGCUCUGUUGGCGAAUGUGAAAUGGAAUGUAUUAAAUCUACAAAAUUCACCUGUCGUGCCUUUGCCUUCCGUUAUGGACAACAACGCCAUGCCAGUGUCAUAGAUAAUUGUCAGCUAAGCGAUUGGCCUGUAAGGGAUAUGGACAAGGAACGUCAUUUGGUUUCGGACACUACCUUUGAUAUAUUCGAGAGAGCAAGUUAUGGUCAUGGCUGUGAAAUACAACCCAUUGUAGAUGAGAAACAUAAAAAAUCAUUCUGUUAUUUGGGAUACGGCUCUGCUGCCAAACUUCUAACGCCAGCCAUUAAGAAAGUUAUCACAGCUCCCUCCGAAAUGGAAUGUAAAAAGGAAUGUGUACGCUUUAGAGACUCAACUUCAUUUAAAUGUUAUUCAUUCAGUUAUGGCUCACGCAAAGCCACCUUCAAUUGUGAAAUGUCCGAUUUGGAUCAGACGGAAUUAAAACUGAAUGUUCAUUACACCCAUACUGAUGAUCGCGAAUAUUGGUUAUUCGCUUGGAAUCCAUUCGAUUAUACAUGUCGGGAUAAGGUUAAUACCAUUGGUGGUUCAAGGGUUAAUAAUAAUCGGCGUAUGGAUAUAUUUAGAGAACCUGGUGAUUUAGCCUGGCAUCAUUACUCGGUAUCGGGAAAACCAUGUCGACGCAGCAGUCCCUGUGAGAAAAAUCUUAUAACUGGUUUCUAUUCAUGCGAAAUUGAUGGUGGUGAAAUUGGUUCUUGGGAUUAUUGCUGUAAAGUGGAUCAUCCUUGCGGUUAUUCCCAGGGCUUUGAUUAUCCUUGGUGUUUUGUGGGCGAUGAACCCGACCAGUGGCGUAAAUGUAGUGAUCGUUACUAUCCCGGAAAUCAUACUCUAACCCAUUCCGGAUUGAGUGUUAAGCCCCUAAAGCCCAGCGAUAAACGAAAACCCAGCGAUAGCUACUCAUCAGCAUCAACAUCCGAUGAAUAUCAAAAGCCACCACGACCCGGUGGUCUGCAGAGUUUAAGUGACUUCACUGCCGCUCGUCUAUGGCCCGUAACAUAUCUGUACAGCGAAGGACCACCCAAUUCAACAGAGUUUAGCAAUUUUGUCGAUUGUAAUAAAGAAACGUGCUGAUUUUGAAUGCAAAAUAAGAAGAAGAGGAAGAAAACAGAAUAUCAUAAAAUCAAUUGCAAUAUAACCUAAUCUUAACUUACAUACGAGUAUUUAGUUUUGUUUUUAAGUCAUUAUUCUUUUUAGUUUUUAUAAUUUUUCUUUUUUUUGUUGUAUGUAGGCUCUAACAGAAAUGUGAUUAUUUUUAUUAUAUACGUUUUACUUUUCUUUUGCUUCUAUUAUUUUUGUCUUCUUUAAAUUUAUAAACAAAAAAAGAGAUUUUAAAUUGGUUUGGUUUUUUAGAAUUACUUUGAAAGCGUACAACAAUUCGAAUUGUUGGGGCUUCU